This is a messenger RNA of Petromyzon marinus (sea lamprey), 2551 nucleotides long. RefSeq names its product CLPTM1 like (gene CLPTM1L). Lineage: Eukaryota; Metazoa; Chordata; Hyperoartia; Petromyzontiformes; Petromyzontidae. Gene Ontology annotation, cellular component: endomembrane system; membrane. The record is from RefSeq and is a predicted model, not a curated record.
UUUGAUGGGGGACCGGGGCCGCCGGCCGCUUGAGUCGUGUGAACGACGGCCCAAAGAGACUCGUUGGGUUCAGGCGAAGUGGGCAAGAGCGAUUAUUGGGCUGUGCUCAUCGAUGAGCUCUGACGCGGGCGAAACUUGCGUGCUUCUCUCAGACACUGUCAGCUCAGGGCGCCGGGGUCUCGCAAUGGCGCAGUUUUCAUCAGGGCACGACUGCUGUGUCCCGAGCUCAGCACUGCACCAACAUCACAGUGCGCGCGUGGUGUUGUCAAUAGUCUCCGAGCCCGUACGGGCCUAAGGGCCCAGAACGCAAGCGGCCAGCAACAAACAGCAGUAUGAAAGUUAUAGAUAAUACGUUUUAUGAAUUUAGCAAGGGCAAGGUUAUACAGGCUUGGGAAAAGAGAAUUUCAAACUGGAGCUGUGCGAGGGAAUGCGUAGAAAUAAGCGUAGUGACAUUCAGUGGAGACCGGGUGGGUGAGUUGUAACAUGCCGUGUGAUGGUGGAGUACUGUGGUAGGCCGAAUCCGCAACAUGGGUGGAGGAAUUAAAUGAGUGAAGUUCACGGAAACAGUAGCCAUGCUCAGCGUAUAUACAGCCCUGGAGCAGAGCGUGAGGCGAGUGAGCAGCCUUCACUUCGCUCUGAACAUCGACCCCUUGGACGUGCAUUCCUCGUCCCACAGGGUGGUGAACGUGAGUCUGCCCGUGCGCACGCGCAGCAACGGCACCCUGUUCGCGCACGUGUUUGUACAUCGUGCCGGGGAGCUGCCCUGGCAGGACGAGCAAGCGGUGCACGGGGUGGCGAUGCUCACCACGCACAUGGUGCCGCGGCCCGACGUGGUCAACCUCAUGACCCACAAUGAGUCAGCACAAGCAGCACCCAGAGAGGACCCGGUCACUCAUUGGCGCUCGCAGCUCACACUCUCCGUAAUGGCCGACGCUGUCUCCCUGGACCCGCGCGCUGUGCCUGCCGAGCUCAUGCCAUACUUCACCAAGUCACCUCGAGACAAACACCACUACCUGCCUAUUCUUUACGUGGAUGAGCUGAGCAACCGCAUAAAGGAUCUUGUUGUUGUCCAGAGCAGUGUGGGCAUGCUGCCCCUGUCAGUGCACUUCAGCCCCAUCUCCCUGAGCCGCCUGCGUCUAUGGCUGCACAUGCAGCAUGCCAUUGAGUCCCUGCAGCAACUGGGCUUCACAGAGAAGGAUGUGGACGAAGUGAAGGGGAUCUUCGCCGACACAAAUCUCUACUUCCUGGGUCUCACCUUCCUCGUGGCCGCCUUCCACCUGCUGUUUGAUUUCCUGGCUUUCAAAAACGACAUCAGCUUCUGGCAGAGCAAGCGCGACAUGGUGGGCAUGUCUGCCCGCGUAGUGCUAUGGAGAUGCUUCAGCACUGUGGUCAUCUUCCUUUUCCUCAUGGAUGAGCGCACCAGCAUGCUGGUGCUACUGCCAGCCGGCAUCGGGACGUUCAUUGAGGUCUGGAAAGUGACCAAGGCUUUCAAGCUCAAGCUCACGUGGCGUGGUUGGCUGCCCAAAGUGGAGGUAGGGCCCUCGUCGGCUUCGGAGAGAAAGACGGAUGAGUUUGACUCUCAGGCGAUGCGCUACCUGUCGUACGCCCUUUAUCCGCUGUGUGCCGGUGGGGCGCUCUACUCACUUCUCUACGUCUCGCACAAGAGCUGGUACUCGUGGGUGAUUAACAGCCUGGUGAACGGAAUCUAUGCCUUUGGCUUUCUCUUCAUGCUGCCACAACUCUUUGUCAACUACAAGCUCAAGUCUGUUGCUCAUCUCCCCUGGAGAGCGUUCAUGUACAAGGCAUUCAACACAUUUAUAGAUGACAUCUUCGCCUUCAUCAUCACCAUGCCGACGUCUCACCGCCUCGCCUGUUUCCGUGAUGACAUUGUCUUCCUUAUCUACCUCUAUCAGCGAUGGCUCUACCCCGUGGACAAGUCUCGCACCAAUGAGUUUGGAGUCUCCUACGGUGAGGACGACGCGUCCGGGAAACCCGUGCUAAGGCAGCCGAGCAAAGCCAAGCACGAGUGACCGCACUCGGCUUGGCGGCAGAGGAUCGUCGUGGAUGCCCGUCGUACAGACUCGUUACCGAAAUCGCCACGCGGCCCCCGCCGGUUUGUAAUGGCCACCGCGCCCUGGCCGUGCCAGCGCGACUUGGCCCUGGGGGGUGAUGAGAGGUCACCGCAACGCAGUUGAAACGAGGAAUCGAAUUCGGCCACCGCGGUGCCAUCGGCGUCCAUUAUUUAUUUUUUUAUAUUCCGUCACAGAAUCACAUGCGUCCCACUCAAGCCAGCUCGUCGCGGUCACAUUUUAAUGGGCAGGGAGCACACAGGAAGUGCGCAAGUUGGUUGCGGGACGAGCCGCGACCCCCAUGCAGCAGUGUUUCCCGGUCGCGCGAACAUCGUGUUUGUGGAGCAGUGGGGUCGACUCCUCCCAUAUGUACGGAACCCUCGUCCUGUAUCCCUGUGCGUUUCUAGUUUGAGCGAGUGUCUUGUAAUGCUUUAAUGAUGGAUGAAAGCAGACAUUGCUAAUAAACCGAGAGCUUUGAGUAA